Messenger RNA from Apodemus sylvaticus (European woodmouse), 4453 nucleotides. RefSeq names its product apolipoprotein B receptor (gene Apobr). The record is from RefSeq and is a predicted model, not a curated record. The coding region runs from base 35 to 2917 and encodes 960 amino acids. The transcript is spliced from 5 exons. Gene Ontology annotation, molecular function: very-low-density lipoprotein particle receptor activity. Gene Ontology annotation, cellular component: membrane. Gene Ontology annotation, biological process: triglyceride metabolic process; lipid transport. NCBI's taxonomy places the organism in Eukaryota, Metazoa, Chordata, Mammalia, Rodentia, Muridae.
UUGUGAGCUUUCUGGACACACAGAGACCUGCAGGAUGGAUUUUCUCCGGCUUCGUCUCCCUGGGCUACAUCAGGCUUUGAGGGGAGCACUGGACUCCUUCAGUGCCUUUGUGUCCUACCUCAUAGGAGACACAGUCCCCACAGUAGAGAGGCAGACUCAGGCAGCUGAGGAACUGGGGGAGGUGACUGCAGAGAAGGUUGUAGGGGAGGAAGCCCAGGAGGUACUGGAGGGACUUAAAAGUGGCCAGAGUGAGAGGGCAGGGGCACCUGAAGAGACCAUAAGAUGCCAAGAAGAAGGUUUAGCUGGUAAACAGACCUGGGGAUGGAGAGCAGAUAGCUCCACAAGGCCCCAGGCAGAAAGGCAGGACACUGGGUCCAGGAAGGCAGCUGAGGGGGCCAGGGGCCAGGAGCCACUGAAGCCUGAGGCGGGGCCUGGGACUCACAGAGACAGGAGCGAUGCAGCCCAGGAGAGGUGGGAGCACGGUGAGGAAGAUGUGAGUAGUGGGGGGCCGCUGAGAACCUGUGAACAGAAGGAAGAGGAGGAGGAAGUCAUAGCAGCAGAACCAGCAAUGGCCAGAGGAGUCACGGCCAGCUUUGCACAGCCAGCCUGUCACAGCCAACCUGAGGGGAAUGCUAGCACUGAGGGACAGAAUGUGACAGAGAGCAGCAAAGAGCUGGACUGGGUGGCCAAAGACAUAGCUGCAGAAGUCAGGUGGUUUAGUACCAAAGGGGCUGACAAUGAAGAGGAGAGGAUGGUCCCAACUAGGGAUGGCCAAAGUGCAAGGGCACAGGGGACACAGUGCUCAGGGGAAGAAUCUGAGGACUGGGCCAUGUUGAGUGGAGAGGCCUGGACAGUCUCAGGCAGGGAGGGGGCUGAUAGCCUAGGAAUUCAGGAAGCAGAAUAUAGGUCAGACCCAGGAGACAACAUCCCAGAAGCUCCUGGGAGAGUCUGGGUCCUAGAAGAGCCUGGCAAGGGAGACCAGGGGGAUGAGGUCGACGAGAAGAGCGAGGCUGAAGUUAGGCUUCCGAUCCAGACCCUGGAGACCGAGAGAACCGUAGAGAUGACUGAAGACCAGAUAGCUGGAAAGGGGGCCGUGGGAGACCUGGAGACAGGGGGCAGCUUUGAGGACGAGGAGAGGCAAGACUUAGCCAUCAGACAUAAUGGGGUGAGUCUGAAAGAGGAGGUGCAGGCAGAAGAAUCCUCCAGGGAGAAAAGUUGCUCCUGGGCCACAGAGGCUAUACGAGCCCUAGAUACGGAGGAAGGUGAGCCUGACUGGGAAGACUCUCCAGAAGCCAGCACUGAGGAGUUGUCUGUGGGAGAGAAGAGUGAAGCAGCUCAGAUGACACCAGAGGUAUUGAGAGUAAAGGUCGCUGAAGGACUGGACCCUGAGCUGAUGAGAGGUUCCCAGACCUUGACUAAACAACUUGAGGAAGGACAGAAGGGUCAGGAAGAGACGAGUGGAGCUCCAGAGCUGAGUCCAGAGGGGAUGCUAAGCUUGAAGGAAUAUCCUAGGCCUCUGGGCUUGGUAGGUCCUGAGCUAGAAGCCUGGGGAAACUGGAGUAGGGGCAUGGACCGCAGAAAUAGCCAGGAGGAAAACGCAGAUGCUGAAGCAGGUAAGGAACAGACUGCUGUGGAGCAGGCAGUGGAGGUCCAGGCUGAAGGAGGCCAGGAGGCCCAACAGCCAGAGGGCUUCAGGUCAGGAAGAGUGGAGGAACUGGCCUCCAUAGCACUUAACCCGGAGCUGGGCGGAAGCCAAGGAACUGAGGCAGGGACAGAACAGUCAGUGGGGACAUCCAAGCCCACAGAAAAUGAGGCGGCUGAGGAGGAGGCUGCAGUGCCUUGGGAGGCAGACGGAACUCUCAGGAACAGGAGGUUGGAGGAGGUGCCUCUGGGCCUGCAUGACAGUGAAGAUACACAGACCAGUUAUUUGGCUGAUGAGAUUAUUGUGGGUAUCAGUACUAUGGAUGCAGAGGAAGGGUCAAAAUGGGAAGCUGGGUUGGCUCCAGAAACAGAGCUUGGGCAAGCCUGGUAUUCGGAGGGCAGAGGGGAUGCUGGGAGAGGCACCAAGCUGGAGGAGACUACAGAGAAGCAAAGUGGUCAGGAGGUUGGCAUGGAGAGCUCAGCAGAGGAGAAGUUGUCUGGCUAUGACAUCCAAGAAAUUGAUGGGACUGAAGAGGAGGAGCCGGCAGAGAUGGAUCUAUCUGUAACGGCAGAAGAACUAAGGGGGACAGAGGGUGUGACUCUAGGCUCCCAGGCAGAGAGCGCAGAGGGGUCCAUAACCACUGUGGAGACUGAGGGGUUCCUAAGAGAUCAGAUGCUGUUGAAAGAAGAGGCUGGGGGCGGGCAGUCACGAGAGCCGAAGGGCCACAACUCAGAGGGCGAGAUCCGAAGGCUACAGGAGGAGGAGGAAGCAGAGAGGACAGAGACCCAGGAGGCCUAUCCAGGCCAGGACGACUCUUCAGGCCAGGAGGGGCAGCAGACACACCAAAUCCCCACAGUAGCUGUGCCUGCGCCCUCAGAAUCGGCAGAGGCCACAGCAGGUGCCCCAGGGGAUGUUCACAGCAACUGGAAUGAGGCCCUGCUCCCUGGGUCCCGCCUGGAUGUCUCUGUCCCUCGGAGUCGUGUGCUCCUUUCACGAAGCUCCUCACGGAGGCGCUCAAGGCCCUCUUUCCAUCGAAUCUCUGUUCCUGAGCCGCCGCCGCAGUGUGACCCUCCCAGCCCCCAAGCCCGGGAGGAGCAGCCGCUCUCUGAGCAGUCCCCUCUUCAGCUAGAGGAAACUCCAGAGCUAAGUGCCACAAAGCCCGAAGGGACUCCAGUGCCAGCCAGAAGAAAAAUGCUGGGGCGUGGGUUUGGCUUCGCUCAUCCUGGCAUGAUGCAGGAGCUGCAAGCCCGACUGAGCCAGCCAAAGCCACAGUGACAGGGCCUUGUGAGAGAGGCCUCCCAAGGGAGGGUCCGAAGGCUCUCUGGACCCUGGUUGCUCUUGACUCCCUCAGCCACUGGAACACUUCGUUUACACCCUCUGGGCCUCAGCUAAGCCAGAUAUUUAUGAAGACCUUGAAUCUAAGGAUUAAGCUGGUGGGGUCCUGCUGCCCCGGCGUGGUGGGGGUCCUGGUGUCCCAGCAUCUGUCAUGGAUUCCUUUCCUGGUCACCUUUUGCAUCUGUUUCAGCUACUCGAGAGACUACAAGGAAGACAGGGUUGGGGAGACUUCCCCGCCCCAUGGUCAUUCGCCUCCCAAUUAUCUUUCAUGUCAUGAUGGAGCCCCACAGAGAGCUGUGUAAGAUAGCACACCUCAGGGUGGAAGACAGCCCAAAGGAAUGAGGUGCAAGGACCAAGGGACACCACUUGGAGUCACUGGCCACGGGCAACAGACCAGUUGCUUUGAGUUUCCAAAAUGACAGCUCAGUAUCACAACUCUGCAGGUUACUAUGGUAACCUCCAUGCCAGAGUUGGGGAACAGUGCCCAGGAACUCUAAGAAUACAGGAGUAGAGAGGGGUUUGUGGCGGCUGGAAGCCCCCCCCCCCACUCCUCCCCAAGCUGUCCUGUUCUUUGGGUGUCAGACCUUCCUGUGAAGAGACGUGGAGUCACAAACUGGGCUGGAUGGCUUUAUUAGGCACCCAGCAUGGUGGCCUAACUCAAGAAUGAAACAAUAAAUAAACCAUUUCCUAAAAAUAAAUAAAUAUCCAAGAAAUAAAUAUCUGAACAGUUGAAUCCUGCAGCCAGCACCUGUGAGGAAAGACCCAUGGGUCGCACAGUGCCACAUCAGGAACCCGAGAGAGUCUCCAUGCCUUCUGUUGCCCAUUACCUCCAAUGACAUCAGUAACCACAGGCCACGAUUGCUCUGGGGAGCCUCCACUUCAGACUUCCAGGGUCCAAGUCUUUAUCUAAUCUAGACAUGUCUUUAUUUAAAUCUUACAUUUGUUUCUUUUUUCCUUUAACAUUUCUAUUAUUUUAUUUAUUUAUUUAUUUAUUUAUUUUUAUGUGUAUGGAUGUAUACCACAUGUGUGCAGUGCUUAAGGUGAGAUGAGAUAUCAGGUCCCCUGAAACUGGAGUUGGGGACAGUUAUGAGUCACUAUAUAGGCGCUGGGACUCAAACUUGGAUCUUUUGCAAGACAAACCGUGCUCUUGACUGCUGAGCUAUCUUGAAUAUAUAUGUGUGUCUGUGUAUAUAAACAUGUAUGUGCACUGCCUGCAUGACUGGUGGUCUUGGAGGCCAGAGAGAGCACUGAGUGUUAGCAUUUAUCCUGUGCAAGAACAGUGAGUGCUCCUAACUUCCGCUGCCGUCUCUCUAGCUCUAUGUUGCUUGUGUUUGUUUAUUUUACAGAGUCUUCCUAUAUAGUCACAGCAUGGACUUGAAAUCACAAUUCUCCUGCCUCAGCCCACCAAGUGUUUGAGACCACAGGAAUGCAUCACCACACUUGGCAUACUAUAUUAAAAAAAAACUUUUAAAUUUA